Molecule: messenger RNA, 629 nt
Organism: Puccinia graminis f. sp. tritici CRL 75-36-700-3
Lineage: Eukaryota; Fungi; Basidiomycota; Pucciniomycetes; Pucciniales; Pucciniaceae
Exons: 6
Coding region: 76-405 (109 amino acids)
Source: RefSeq, a predicted model, not a curated record
UCAGCUGAGUUCGUGGGUUUGUUUCUGAGGUCAUCACUCAUUGAGAAGGCACGUGACAGCUGAGGGGAGACGAGGAUGUCACAGGAGAUGUCACAGAGCUCUUCUCGCCUGGCUGUCGGAGCUGUCCGGCUGGUGAAGCGACUCACAUCCACCAAACCCAUCAAAGACGACCAUCACCCUGUACAAUCCAAUCCAACCCAAUCGACUCACAAAAUGAUCAACUACCUCACCAACCUGCCCAAUCGAAUCCCCGAGAAACAGAGGAUGUUUCAAGGCGACCAUCGAUUGGUUCAUCAGAAGUUACCUCGCGCUCGAGUCUACAUGGGGAUCUAUUACACCAUCUUUGGUGCUAGUAUGCUUUGGUCUGCUAAUGGGCUUUACAAGUUGAUCCGGGGAAAGAAGUGAACUCCUCAACUUAAUAGAUGUUUUUUUUUGCUCGUUUUCAUUUUUGUGUUUAUCGAUCACAGCAAUCUCAAGCUCUUCGAUCAUCAUCUUUCAUCUCAACAAAAAAAAACACAAAGCAACACCAUCAAGCCUUCUCUGACCCUUGCUUUCAGAGAUACAUAAUCAUCAUUGCAUUUUCUUAUGAUAGGAAAAUAAAGAAAUAAACGCUUAAAGCUUUGUUUGGG